GAACUCCAAUUCCCGAAUGGCUCAGCCUUCUGUUCUUCGGGCGGUGCUUACUUCUGAUAUUUCCCCAUGAUCAUUGUAUAGUACUUUCAUGUUUACGUCGCACUUCCUACCAUGAAUUUGAUUACCAGAAAUUUCUCCGUAGCAGUUCGGCAGCGUCUGCUAGUGAGCGGCAGUCUUACUUCUCUACGACGGCAGGCAACAUGCGCAGCCUCCUCGCAGACACCAACACCAACGUUUCCUUGCGUCGAUGCUCAUGCAGCUCGCGAAUCCAGGAUAUUGGCAUCCUCAUUCUCGCGAGCCUCAUCAAAUGACAGUGGUCCCGAGCCUCCCUAUGAUCGCCCUAACCCACUGUCAUAUAAUACGUACCACCACCAGCAUCCGCUUGAAUUGACGUACGGGUCCGCCUUGCCAUCGUUUGACAUUGCCUAUGAAACUUGGGGCACGCUCUCUCCAUCCCGUGAUAACGUAAUUUUACUCCAUACCGGCCUCUCUGCGUCAUCGCAUGCCGCCUCUACCGAGCUCAACCCGACAGAGGGCUGGUGGGAAAAAUUCAUUGGCCCAGGUCGCGCACUCGACACCAACCAAUUUUUUGUAAUAUGCACAAACGUGCUCGGAGGAUGCUAUGGUUCCACAGGUCCUUCUUCGCUCGAUCUCGCAGGUCAACGAUACGCAACUCGAUUCCCCAUCCUGUCUAUCUUUGACAUGGUGCGGGCCCAAUUUAAGCUGCUUGAUCAUCUUGGCGUGCAGAAGUUGUACGCCAGUGUUGGCUCAUCUAUGGGCGGGAUGCAAAGCCUUGCCGCAGGAUGGCUCUUCCCAGAACGUGUGGGAAAGAUAGUGAGCAUUAGUGGCACCGCAAGGAGCAGCCCAGGCAGCAUUGCAAUGCGGCAUGCUCAACGAAGUGUUCUCAUGGCCGAUCCAAAUUGGAAUAAUGGCUUCUAUUACGACGACCUACCACCACAUACAGGGAUGAAAUUAGCUCGUCAAAUAGCGACCAUAACGUACCGCUCAGGUCCUGAAUGGGACCAACGAUUUGGAAGGAAACUUCGGGAACUGAAAGAUGGACAGAGCCCAUCUCCAUCGCGGUCGCCGACACUAUGUCCUGACUUCCUCAUCGAAACCUAUUUAGACCAUCAGGGAGAGCAAUUCUGCCUGAAAUAUGAUGCCAAUUCACUUCUUUACAUCUCAAAGGCAAUGGAUCUCUUUGAUCUUACCCUCCCUGCUCUUCAAGAGCUCGCAAUGACUCCCGCAACACAAGCACCGCCAUCCCCAUCAACAUCAGUGGCGUCCAAAUCUCAUCCGCCACCCUUGCAUCAUGCACCUCACCUUCCCGAGCUCGCUGAUGGUCUCCGGCCGCUCAAAUCGAUACCUAUGCUGGUACUGGGGGUCCAGAGCGAUAUCCUCUUCCCAGUCGAGCAGCAGCGUGAGCUCGUCGAUGCGCUUCGUAUGGCUGGCAACACACAAGUCAGCUAUUUUGAGCUUGGUGGUGUCUGGGGACACGAUACCUUUUUGCUCGACGUAUUGAAUGUUGGAGGGGCGGUAAGGGGGUUCCUAUCCUGACGCCGUGUUCUCGAGAUACUGGUUCACCACCACGUUGCUGGUGUUUACCUAUCGCGAUGUUUCAUCGGGGCAACGUUCGUGAGCUGAGAGGGUACUUGCUAAGCAGCUUCGGAGUCCUGAAGGGGUACUUAUGUCAGUCCUGCUAGCUGUCUUGUAAUAUUGGGUGACAAUCAACGUCAUGAAAUUCUUCACCUUCUAAUCU
Molecule: messenger RNA, 1759 nt
Organism: Suillus paluster
Lineage: Eukaryota; Fungi; Basidiomycota; Agaricomycetes; Boletales; Suillaceae
Product: homoserine acetyltransferase
Exons: 5
Coding region: 112-1557 (481 amino acids)
Biological process (GO): L-homoserine metabolic process
Molecular function (GO): homoserine O-acetyltransferase activity; L-serine O-acetyltransferase activity
Source: RefSeq, a predicted model, not a curated record